AUGCUGUCCUCUGCCAUCUGCCAUCUCACAAAUCAGCUUUCCUUUCCGUGUCCUCUUCCAACUGCAGGCGUGUCUAUGACAUACUACUGUGAGCGAGUUGGUCCCGUGGACUACACAAGGUCGACAGUGGCUGUGAAUGACUUGAUAAAUAAGGGACUUGGUUUGGAAUUUCAAACGUUUUUUGAACAUUCGUUGAAAACUUGUAGAGGGACUGCAAGCCCUGCUGAGUGGUACGCUUUGUUGGUCGAUUGUGCAGGAUCAAGUUUGUUUUUGGUCUUGCUCCACUACCUAGCCGGCGAACUUAGCAUCAAUAUCAUCAGUGGGAUCUCCCAGUUCUACAGUAGGUCCCGGCUAUCACAGGUUAGCAGCCCAAUUCCAAUCGGAGUAUCAUCAGAUACUCCUCCAAUUCGGGGUACUGCUUCACCAGUGGGUGGAGAUAAAUUUCCACCAUUUCCCUUCGUUCUCUAUCCAGUGAUCUAUAGCCAAUUAUCGACGCGGCUAUCGAUCCUAUAUUACGGCAGUGAUAAGCAUUUAAAAUACCACUCCCCCGCAACACUCUCUCCCCCCCACCUGUUGGUAGCUCACGAUAAAUCAAAGCCACAGCAGAAAUGUGGUGCUUUCCCUUCCGUACGCAUCUCGAUGAAUACUGCCACUCUGACGAUACCCGCCUCGUCCGCCUCAUCAAACGCGCCUUGGGGGAGACAAUAG
Morchella sextelata is the source of this 708-nucleotide messenger RNA. RefSeq lists its product as uncharacterized. Bases 1 to 708 code for a protein of 235 amino acids. Lineage: Eukaryota; Fungi; Ascomycota; Pezizomycetes; Pezizales; Morchellaceae. The transcript has 17 exons. The record is from RefSeq and is a predicted model, not a curated record.